Strongylus vulgaris is the source of this 309-nucleotide messenger RNA. The record is from the annotation of a GenBank genome assembly. Lineage: Eukaryota; Metazoa; Nematoda; Chromadorea; Rhabditida; Strongylidae.
AUGGUUGUGAAACUAUGUUUCAGUGUUGCGAAAGCCUUCACAAGUCGACGCGGCCAUAGCGAUCAGCUUGUCUAUUUCAUUCCAUGCGACUACUCCUAUAGAAAAGGAGAUGAAGAUGCUAAGAACUUUAUUGCGGAACUUCAAAGAUCGAAGGUGGGAGACAACUUCCUUAUUGUCUCGAAUACGAAAACCUCUGCAGACACCGCUGAAGCAUACAGUUUAGAAGUAAAUAAUGUAGUAGGAAACGAGCAAGAAAUUCCUAAAAAAAUUGCCGAUUUUGGUGAGGAUUGGAUGUGUAAUGCAGAAUGA